AUGUUAUCGGGGUUAAUGAACUUUUUGAGGGCCUGCUUUUGGCCGAAGGCAGGUCAAUUUGCUCCUACGGGUUCUGAUGCUGGUGGGCGUCAAGAUGGGCUUCUGUGGUACAAGGAUACAGGACAACAUUUUAAUGGAGAAUUUUCUAUGGCUGUAGUUCAAGCUAAUAAUUUACUUGAGGAUCAGAGCCAACUUGAAUCUGGUUGUUUGAGCUUGCACGAUUCUGGGCCAUAUGGUACUUUUGUGGGAAUUUAUGAUGGACACGGUGGCCCAGAGACUUCUCGGUUCAUUAAUGAACACCUCUUUCGACACCUCAAGACAUUUGCUGCAGAGCACCAUUCUAUGUCAGUGGAGGUAAUACGGAAGGCAUUUCAAGCUACAGAAGAUGGGUUUUUCUCACUUGUCAGCAGACAAUGGCCUUUGAAUCCACAGAUAGCAGCAGUUGGUUCGUGCUGCCUUGUCGGAGUUAUCUGCAAUGGAACACUCUAUAUUGCCAAUCUUGGUGAUUCCCGUGCUGUUUUAGGGAGACUUGUUAAGGCAACAGGGGAAGUACUAUCCAUUCAGCUCUCUUCAGAGCAUAAUGCGAGUAUUGAAUCUGUGAGACAGGAACUGAAAUCUAUGCACCCUGAUGACUCACAAAUUGUUGUUCUAAAGCAUAAUGUGUGGCGUGUGAAGGGCCUUAUACAGAUUUCAAGAUCCAUCGGUGAUGUUUAUUUGAAAAAGACUGAAUUCAACAGGGAGCCAUUAUAUGCGAAGUUUCGACUUCGUGAACCUUUUAAAAGGCCAAUUUUGAGCUCGGAACCAUCAAUUUCCGUACACCAAUUGUUACCUCACGAUCAGUUUAUAAUAUUCGCAUCAGAUGGCCUUUGGGAGCACCUUACUAAUCAAGACGCAGUCAAUAUAGUUCAAAAUCAUCCACACAGCGGAAGUGCUAGGAGAUUAGUGAAAGCAGCAUUGAAAGAGGCAGCAAAGAAAAGAGAAAUGAGGUACUCGGACUUGACGAAGAUUGAGCGUGGAGUUCGUCGGCAUUUCCACGAUGACAUCACCGUUAUUGUAGUUUUUCUUGACUCAAAUCUUGUGAGUCGGGCUAGUUCUGUUAGGACUCCCAACAUAUCCGUCAAAGGGGGUGGCAUCACUCUGCGUCCUAACACUCUUGCGCCUGGCACUUCUUGA
Messenger RNA from Fraxinus pennsylvanica, 1173 nucleotides. The record is from the annotation of a GenBank genome assembly. NCBI's taxonomy places the organism in Eukaryota, Viridiplantae, Streptophyta, Magnoliopsida, Lamiales, Oleaceae.